Psylliodes chrysocephalus is the source of this 789-nucleotide messenger RNA. Lineage: Eukaryota; Metazoa; Arthropoda; Insecta; Coleoptera; Chrysomelidae. The record is from the annotation of a GenBank genome assembly.
AUGGAAGCAGUUCAAGGGUUAUCGAAUGCAACUUUAGAAGAAGAAGACUUGUCUGCUGAUCAAAAUAAUGCAUUUAACGUAGAAGUAUUAACUGCCACUAUGAAUGAGGAAGAAUUAAAUGAACAUUGUAUUGAAUGGUUACUAGAUAGUGGACGUUCAGACCACAUAAUAAAUUGUGAAAAAUAUUUCCAUGAAAUUGUUGCACAAGACAUCCAAGCCGUCGAAGGAAAAAGUGUGAGUUUACCGUGCGAUGUCGUCCCUCCUGGUCAUGACAAGGUAUACAUGGUAUUCUGGUUUCAAUAUGGAUCUGGAUUUCCGAUAUACAGCAUUCUUUUACAUUCUUCAACAUUCUUUUAUAUUCUUCAACAUUCUUUAACAUUCUUCAACAUUCUUCAACAUUCUUCAACAUUCUUCAACAUUCUUCAACAUUCUUCAACAUUCUUCAACAUUCUUCAACAUUAUUCAACAUUCUUCAACAUUCUUCAACAUUCUUCAACAUUCUUCAACAUUCUUCAACAUUCUUCAACAUUCUUCAACAUUCUUCAACAUUCUUCAACAUUCUUCAACAUUCUUCAACAUUCUUCAACAUUCUUCAACAUUCUUCAACAUUCUUCAACAUUCUUCAACAUUCUUCAACAUUCUUCAACAUUCUUCAACAUUCUUCAACAUUCUUCAACAUUCUUCAACAUUCUUCAACAUUCUUCAACACUCCUCAAAAUUCUUCAACUUUCUUCAACAUUCAAUAUUCAACAUUCAAUAUUCAUCAUUCAACAUUCAAUUCACACAUAA